This is a messenger RNA of Acanthopagrus latus (yellowfin seabream), 2388 nucleotides long. It is a transcript of the gene zmat1, whose product is annotated as zinc finger matrin-type 1. Gene Ontology annotation, molecular function: nucleic acid binding; zinc ion binding. NCBI's taxonomy places the organism in Eukaryota, Metazoa, Chordata, Actinopteri, Spariformes, Sparidae. Bases 18 to 1847 code for a protein of 609 amino acids. The transcript has 7 exons. The record is from RefSeq and is a predicted model, not a curated record.
CAUGCGCCGAACAGCUAAUGUUAGGGGAAAAGAUGGACGAUAGGAGUGUCUGUACUCUGCUGCUUGCGGAGUCAGACGCUCACCAUAACACUACUAGUACCCCUCACGCGGCUUCUGUCCCAGAUGCUGACAAAGUAAUAAACACUAAAAUAGAUAGUACCCAGGUUGAAGGAGACAAGAGUGAAGAGGAGCUGCUUAAGGGUCUCCUCACUGACGACUACUGUCAUGUGUGUGAGGCUGUGCUGCUCUUUGAAUCUCAGCGGCUGUCCCACUACGAGGGAAAGAAACAUGCUCAGAAACUCCGGGUGUACCUGCAGGCGAAGAGAUCAGAGAAGAUGGACGUAGAGUCCACAGGACCUCAGAGGACUAUGAUGACUGAUAGGGACCGUUUCUGUGAGCUGUGUAACAUGGUGUUUAGUUCCCCAGUGGUGGCAAAGUCACAUUAUGAGGGCAAAGUCCAUUUUAAAAAUCUCCGUAAACAGGGUCUCCAGCCACCAGUUGUAGGAUCCACAGAGGUGCAUACUUCACCAAGUCUGAGUCAGGAUCCUGAUACCACCGACCAGAAAUCAGCCCCAGAGGGUGCUAUGGACCCAACAGGCACAACAACUGCCCCCAGCACAGAGGUUGAUCUGAACGACCCUAACAAAUACUGUGCCCUGUGUGCUGCUUCCUUCAACAAUCCCCAAAUGGCUUUGCAGCACUACAAUGGACGCAAACACCAGAGGAAUCAGACCAGACAGGAUCUGCUCAAAGAACUUGGAGAUGAUGCCCAACAAGCCAACUCCCUAAUGUGUCAGAUGUGUAGUUUGCAGUUUAAUUCUGUGGAGAUGUACCAGGCCCACAUGCAGGGAAACAAACACCAGAUUAGGGAGAAGAAGGUCAUCAACCUGUGCAAAACCCAGCAGAAAGCCUACAACACAUUUGCAGAUGAACUGUCAGAUUACAUUCAGAUUCAGAAGGCUCGUGGAAUCGCCCCCAAGAGCGGUCAAGUCCUCCCUCCAGGUGAGACACAAAAGGAGGAUAAGGAAGAUGAUGAUGAAGAGGAGGAAGUAUUAAGCAAGACGGAUAUCAUAGAGCUGAGCAAACCUGUGUCCAAUUUUCCUCCCGCCUCUAACCCUCCUCAUCGCUCCCAUCUUGGCUGUUACAACCCAGUUGAAAUGUGGCGUCCCCCAUAUCAGAUCCCUCCCUGGCCAUCCCAUGGCUUUGAUUACAGCUGCCCUCCUCCGGUCCUCCCAGGCUCAGGCUCACCAGUGUUCACUAAUCAACCCAUAAAGAGACGGAGGGGAAGAAAACAGUCGAGCUCUUCCUCGUAUACCACCACAUCAUCCAACUCCUCUUCGUACUCCUCCUAUAGCAGUAGCACAAGUGACAGUGAUGACACAGAAUACAGGCGCAGAGAAAAAAGGAGGAGGAUUAGAAGAUCAAGGAGGGAGAGAGACAAGAGGACAAGAGACGAGGACUUAAACAAAGAGGAGAAGAGGGGAAAGAAAUGGAGAGGGGAAAGAGAUAAGGAGUCAGAUGAGAGGAGAAGAAGGGAAUCUGGAGAGUCAGAGGAAGAGAGGAGACGAAAAAAGCAGAAAAAUCAUGGCAAGAAAAGAAGACAAGAUAGGAAAUCCAAAGAGCAGGACUUGGAGGCAGUAGGAGGGGAAACUGUGAUGGACAAUGUAAUGCCAGAAGAUAUGAUGGGCAUUAGAAAAGAGACUGAAGUGAAUGUUGAGCAGAGGGAUGGUGGGCAGGACGGGUCAGCUAAACCCAAGUACAGAAAGGAGAAGAAAAAAAUGAAAGAGAGAGCAGACACCAGGACAGAAGAGGAGAAGCUGUGGGACGACUCCAUUCUGGGCUGCUAGACUUGAAAAGGUCCUUUCUGUCUCUGUCUUUUGAACUGCAGGCGUUUAGAGAACUCAUGACAUCAUGAGCAUGACAUGGAAAAGCUCAAAAAACUGUUUACCUAAAGGUGAUCUUUAUAGCUGUUUCUACUGUCUGCUCUGAUAGCCCUAAAGUGUUGUUCUCCACAGUUGUGCUAGCUGGCUAGCCAUGUGUAGUCAGUUUGUGUCUGUAAGGAAUGGAUGGAAUCCUUUUAUUUCAGUGUGUUUGGAGGGGUUUCUAACAUGCAUCCACAGUUAUAUUAGAUUUAUUUUUCACUAUGACACUUAAUAUUUCUUUGGUUUCAUUAAUUUGCACACUGUUAUUAUUGUUGGCUGUAAAAUUUAUGUUUUGAAAUUAUCAGGAAGUCAUCUCGACCUCUUAACACAUUAAUAAGUUAAAUUAUGUUUGAUUAUGUGUCUGUGCUUCUAGCAAGGAUUUGAUAGGUUGUGAUCCCUAUAGCAGCCUGAGGUUGGCGCUAUUUAGCUUCACUCAGAGCAUCUAAAUAAAAGCACAUAGAUGGUA